AUGAGCUAUCCGGGAAUCUUAUCCGCUUUACUAGGAAUAAUUCUGCUGUCCGUUCACGUCAAUUCCGUCUGUCAACACUACAACGCCACCUGUCCGGAGUGGAUGCAAUAUGGAGUCGUCUCGGCACGUAUCAAGACCGGAUCUACAUCGUUAGGCGUCGUCUCCUCGUUCGUCAUAUCGAAUAACACCAUUGAAACCUAUGGUGAUGAAAUUGAUUAUGAAUGGGUCGGCCUGAAUCGCAACGAGGUACAGUCGAAUUACUAUUGGAAUGGCACCUUGAAUUUUACAAACGGUAUGCACCAUUCACUCGCAUUUGACACCACCCAAGACUUUCAUGUUUACACUGUCGAUUGGAAACCCGAUUACAUCCG
Molecule: messenger RNA, 371 nt
Organism: Acaulospora colombiana
Lineage: Eukaryota; Fungi; Glomeromycota; Glomeromycetes; Diversisporales; Acaulosporaceae
Source: the annotation of a GenBank genome assembly